Cotesia congregata is the source of this 858-nucleotide messenger RNA. Lineage: Eukaryota; Metazoa; Arthropoda; Insecta; Hymenoptera; Braconidae. The record is from the annotation of a GenBank genome assembly.
AUGGGUUUUACACUUUCGGAACUUUGGAUGUUAUUAGGAUGUCUUCUAAUGAUUGGUUUAGUAAUGUACGACUUUUUGGAAUGGACAACAUUAAUGACAAUUGGAAGCAACAUAUCAAUGAAUUCUUCACCAUCCGACAUAACCAUAAGCACAACAUCCAGACUUGAUGAAUGGGAAAGUAAAAAUCCAGUUAUCAAACAAGAAAUUAUUGUUGAGGAAACAAAUCAAUUUCCGAUUGAUAUAGCAACUCGUCGAGUUACAGUUAUAGAAAUUAGCGAGCCAGGAGUACGGCCGUGUAUUGCAGGCGGGCCAUUGAAGGGCUCGUAUCACUUAAAUUCAAUAGUCUUCAAUUGGGGAUUAUCCGAUGAUAAUGGCAGCAAACAUUCCAUAAACCGUACGCAGUUUCCACUUGAAAUGCAAUUGAUUCACCUCAAAUCUGAACAUGAGAGUCUUGAAGAUGCAAUUCUGUCGAAAAAUAGAGAAUCCGUCGCAGUUGUUUCUUUUUUAUUUGAGCCGACAGAUAAUGACAACAAUACCUUGGAUCCGAUAAUAGCAAAUUUAUCACGUGUCACCAACACAAACACAAAAGUCUACGUCCCGCCAUUCUACCUCGACACCCUAUUUCCAUUAUUUGAAAGCAAAUUCUACAGCUACAAUGGAUCGUUAACGCAGCCUCCGUACUCUGAAAUAGUGACAUGGAUUAUCCAAUCAAAACUGCUCUUCGUAUCUUCGUUACAAGUAAUUGUCAUCAGCAAUUUUUACAAGCUAUUUUCUCAUCAUACCCUUUCACUAAUUCAAAUGUGCGUUCCAGAUGAUCCAAUUUCGCAAAGUUCAAUCAUACAUUCAAAUAAUUUGUAA